GCUAAGCGGAGUGAAGCGCAGCGGCUCCGGGAAAAAAGCUGGUGGAGUUUGGACUGAGAGCAACCAGGGGAACUCCAGCUCCUCGUCACCUCUUGAAACUUUCACCUUCCUGCCCGGUGCCUCGGGGUUAUGGACUACUAACUUUUAACAAAGCCCCCCUCCGCACAGCAACUUAAAAGCGAGCUGUCAGCAGUCUAAAGCGCCGCUGCCCUCACAUCGACCACAGCCUCACUGAAAGCAGCGACCAUGGGUAAGCAGAACAGCAAGCUCCGUCCUGACGUCAUGCAGGACCUGAUGGAGAACACGGACUUCACCGAGCACGAGAUCACCGAGUGGUACAAGGGCUUCUUGCGGGACUGCCCCAGCGGCGCUCUGUCCAUGGAGGAGUUCAAGAAGAUCUACGCCAACUUCUUCCCGUACGGCGACGCCUCCAAGUUCGCCGAACACGUCUUCCGCACGUUCGACGCCAACGGAGACGGGACUAUUGACUUCAGGGAGUUCAUCAUCGCCCUGAGUGUCACCUCGCGUGGUCGGCUGGACCAGAAGCUGAAGUGGGCGUUCAGCAUGUACGACCUGGACGGCAACGGAUACAUUAGCAAGGCAGAGAUGCUGGAGAUUGUAACGGCCAUUUACAAGAUGGUUUCCUCUGUGAUGAAGAUGCCUGAAGAUGAGUCCACACCUGAGAAGCGCACAGAUAAGAUCUUCAGGCAGAUGGACACAAAUCGAGAUGGUAAACUGUCCCUGGAGGAGUUUGUGGAAGGAGCAAAGAACGACCCGUCCAUCGUCCGGCUGCUUCAGUGUGACCCCAGCAGUGCUGGACAGUAGAAAACUGGACUUUUUCCACACUUGAUCUAUUCAACACAAUUUCAAAAUCACUCCCUUCUGACCAACCUGAGAUUUCUGACAUUAAUAUCUUGUGCUAUAAAGGCACGUGAACAAACAUGUAGACACACAUAGACUCCAUGCAGCUGUACGUACUACAAAUACUGAAGCCUGAUGCAUAUACACCCCUUUAGACGUGCACACAAUGUUCAUGCGCCUCUAUGCCUGGUCGAAAACUCCCAACACGGGUCUCAUAUAUGGUACGAAUAUAAGUCAGUGGACUGGCAUCCCAUCAAAGACUUAUUUCAAAGCUGUGCUCUCUGUCAGCGAGGAUAGUCCAGCACAUUCAUGUGGUACGUUGAGCCGAAUCCAAGUUUGCUCUUUGUUUUUAUUCCUUUUAUUUGUUACUUUUAAAAGCACAGUUCCCGAUCUGAAGGGAAUCCUGCUCGUUUUGUUCUGCGUGACUGACUUGGGUUGUUUAGCGACGACGCACAGAUUUUUACUAAGUAUUGAAAUCUAACUCCACGUUAACACUGGAAGACAUGAAGCAUAUGAAUCUGGGACUACAAAUGUUCUCAGCUGCAGUAUGGCUACGUAGACAGAACAUCUGGGAAUUGUAGUUUUUAACCAUAAACGAAUUUUAGAAGGGAUGAAAGAAGUUUUUAUUUUCUCUUUAUAAAUGUAUAUUUUGGAGGAAUGUUACAGCGAACCAAAACUGACUCAGAUUUCUAAAUGAAGGGGAAUAUUUUGACUGCAGAUUACAACCAUCUGUUCUUUUGAAAGUGACUUUUUAUGCCAAGUUCAACACACAUGCACACAAAUACACACGUAUUUCUCACACAAAUGCAUACAUUCAUUUUACUCAUGAAUACAUGAACUUGACAUAUGCAUAUAAACCGAACUGUGAUUCUCUUUCUUCAACUAUGGUUCAACAAGUGUAUAAGGAGAAAAAAAAAGGUAGAUGUUAUAUGAAUAUAUAGUAUGUACUUAUAUAUUCUUUUACUCUGUGAUAACAUUGUGGCGAUUUGCCGCAACGGAAGAGAUUCACUGUAAAAUUUUGACAUAUAAAUUAUUGGAAUGUGAUGAUAAACAUUUUAUUUUCUUCUACUUGACAAAUAUGAUAUGAAAGAAAGUUGUACAGUAUAUUCACUCAUAUUUAUACUAGAUGUUAAAACAAAGGAGAGGACCACACAUACUGCUAUGCAUUCAGCUUUGAAUAUCAUCUGCUGCAUUUAGUUCAUGUAGGUUUUUUCCCCCCUUUUGAGUCAGAAAACAACUACAGUUUUAUCCUGAUCUCUCCAAUCACUUUACAUUUCCCAGCAAAAAAGAAGUCAAUAAGUUUUUCCUGUAAAAUGUGUACAUUUUUAAGCAGUCUCCAAACUAACGUGCACCAAUAAUCAAAAAAUGUUUGCGCGUGUCUCCUAAAUGUGCACUUUUUUUCCUCAAAAAUCAACUACAGCUGUAAUUGUCCUUUAAUCUGAAUGCUACUAUGACAGUUACAGAUAUUUUUGUGACGAUAAUACACAGUUACAGACAUUUAACUGACAGAUCAAUGCUUUGGCGUAGGUUGCGGGUGAACAGCAGCAUCCACCAGACCUCGCUGUGUUUCUGCAGGAUUUACAAAAUGCUCUCCGCUGCUUUAUAUCCGCAUUAAUUUACACCUGCCUGUCCCUGCUGAUCUGAAAACAACAUGAGAUAUUGUGGUGGAUAAAUGCGACUUUGGGGUGAAAAAAUAAUACAGCUAUGAUUAAUUCUCCCGGCUUCCGCGCAUUUUAGCGAGGCAUUCAGGUACUUCAGUCCCACAUUACAUUUCAAUAGCAUGUUGUGGUCAAGUGCCAAAUAUAGAUGAAUUAAAUAAAAUUGAAAAAAAAAACACAGUAUUGUGUCCGUUUAUACUGUACAGUUGUUACCUGUCGAACAAAAAAACAACCUUUGUCACUGUAUCAUUUUGUAGAUUUUGUAUUGUUAACUUGCAUUAUGUGUUCUGUGUAGGAUGUCCAUUUUGUUAUUCAAAUAAAGACAAAAUGGGAA
Amphiprion ocellaris (clown anemonefish) is the source of this 2853-nucleotide messenger RNA. RefSeq names its product neurocalcin delta b (gene ncaldb). Gene Ontology annotation, biological process: calcium-mediated signaling. Gene Ontology annotation, molecular function: tubulin binding; actin binding; calcium ion binding. NCBI's taxonomy places the organism in Eukaryota, Metazoa, Chordata, Actinopteri, Pomacentridae. The record is from RefSeq and is a predicted model, not a curated record. The coding region runs from base 247 to 825 and encodes 192 amino acids. The transcript is spliced from 4 exons. Gene Ontology annotation, cellular component: cytosol.